Messenger RNA from Labrus bergylta (ballan wrasse), 1021 nucleotides. It is a transcript of the gene prdx2, whose product is annotated as peroxiredoxin 2. Gene Ontology annotation, cellular component: cytosol. Gene Ontology annotation, molecular function: thioredoxin peroxidase activity. The record is from RefSeq and is a predicted model, not a curated record. Gene Ontology annotation, biological process: removal of superoxide radicals; response to oxidative stress; hydrogen peroxide catabolic process. NCBI's taxonomy places the organism in Eukaryota, Metazoa, Chordata, Actinopteri, Labriformes, Labridae.
GCCCCGCCUCCUCCUUGCAUAUAGCCGUCCCUCCUUUGAGUGCUCUCUUCUCCUGCCAGCAGCAGACUUCAUCCCUGCCAAGUUCUCCUCGGCUUUACGUAAAGACAGUACUUUGUCACCACCACCAUGUCCUCUGGAAACGCUAAAAUCGGCAAGCCUGCCCCAGACUUCACAGCCACAGCUGUAGUGGAUGGACAGUUCAAGGACAUCAAGCUGUCAAGCUACAAAGGGAAAUAUGUGGUCUUCUUCUUCUACCCCCUGGACUUCACAUUCGUGUGUCCAACUGAGAUUGUGGCUUACAGCGACAGGGCAGAGGAGUUCCGCAGUAUUGGCUGUGAGGUGAUCGGCUGCUCUGUGGACUCUCACUUCAGUCAUUUGGCAUGGAUCAACACACCAAGGAAGCAGGGAGGUCUGGGUGAUAUGAAAAUCCCCCUAGUGGCUGACCUAACCAAGACAAUUUCUGCAGACUACGGCGUGCUGAAGGAGGAUGAUGGCAUUGCAUACAGGGGUCUGUUUGUAAUAGACGACAAGGGCAUCUUGAGACAGAUCACCAUCAAUGACUUGCCUGUGGGUCGCUCUGUGGAUGAGACUCUUCGCCUGGUCCAGGCCUUCCAGCACACUGAUAAAUACGGAGAGGUCUGCCCUGCUGGAUGGAAACCAGGUAGCGACACCAUCAUCCCUGACGUUGAGAAGAGCAAAGACUUCUUCUCCAAGCAGUAAAUGGGAAGAUCUUCUAGUGGUCUCCCUAACCAUAGCACUUGCCUUCAGAUAAGGGUAGUCCCUGUGAAGCAGUAUCAUGGCGUCCAAUCUAAUGUGUUAAACUCAAGAAAUUCACAAGUUGUUCGAUAAAUCCUUCAAUUGGGGAUCUUGUCUUUGUACGUCCAAUGUACAAUUGGUGAGGCCACCUCAUAGUCUCAAGCACUGAACGUUUUGUUUCUUUUUUCAUAAAAGUAUUGAUUGUUUUUCCCUCUGCUGUCAAUCAUUUGCUACCAACUUUAUUAAAACAUUGGGAAAAUGGUGA